AUGGACAUCGCGCGUCGUCGCAUCCUGACGGCCACAGUCCCCUCACCGUUGCUCAACAACUUGAACAGAAUCGAAGACCUUGGUUGCUUCGACGAAGAAGAAUGCCGCUUCUUCCUUCGAGAAGUUGGUGAGCGCGUUGUGCCUGUCUAUCCUUUCUCCUUCGGCAUGGAAGAGGUGUACAGCCUGAUCCUCGAGCGAUAUGGAUACGCAGGUCUCCCUGAUGUCACAAGUGUACUGCAAGAUCUCCUCGAAGAUGAACAAACCGCAACCGGCUUAGGAGAUGACGGAGACGUUUGGCGCUCGUGGCGUCACAGUUGGAGACACCGAAAUGAUGACGCCCUCAAUCCCUUUAUUCCGAAAGUUGGAAGCUUUGUCCUGCAGCAACCCACCCAGCUCCACAUUCGCAAACUCAAGGCACAGAAUUUCAUCUUCAGAUCCGAGAAAGCCCAAAGAGUAGAACGAGCUCGGGAAGCGGAAGAGACUGGAAAAAGAAGUGCGCUGGUAGAGAUCUCUCACAAUGAGAGCAGAAGAGUCGAUUAUCCUCAGAGUCAUUCCUUCACCAAAGCCGAGGCCUCAGAUGAAGAGAACUCGUACCGACUCCCCUCCACCACAUAUUCCCAUCAGAGAACCAGAACUUUGUUGGCAUCAGAGCAGGAGCCGUCACCAACCCCUGAGCAAGUGACGUUGAAAAAGCCAAGCACUGCUAGAGGAUCGAACGUCACCGAAGCAUCAGCAAGUGGCUCUUCGCAGCAAGAAUUCGUUGAAGUAGAUCCGUCUGUUCUUGAUGCAGACGUCGAUCCAGCCCUCUUGGUCUCUUUCGAGAUGCUCUCUUCCCAUCAGUCAUUCUUGGAUCAAACACCUAACCUGAGAGGCGGGCACGGCGAAAUCGUCACUCUUCGACAGAUUGGCUCCACACAAGAUACGUCUUCGAGCAAGGAACACAAUGUCCAGGAAGGAAGCUCGCCACAGUCGCUUGUGCUGUCGAGCCCAACUUAUGUUGGUUUUUGUGAGACCCCUGGAAGUCGCGACUUGUCAGAUCCUCCCAGCCCUGUGACUGCUGGUAACAUCGGGCCGGCUAAAGAGUCGAGCAAAUGCGAUAGACAAGAGCCUGCGGAGCAUCACAAGUCAGUAGAGAGACAGCGCAAACUUUCAGACAGUCUCAAACAUUUUGCCCGACGCCCCCUUGGUGACAGCUCCGAGCCGAGCAAGAGGACACGCGCUGCUAACCGGCAAGCCAGAGUUCUGGACGGGGCAAUAUGGCUCCCAAAGGUUCGCAAGCGGCACUCGUCACAGAUCAAUCUUCCUGGGGAUGAAGAGGCCGUGGUGGAGGAGAGGAAGAAAUCGAUUGUACGACGCAGCCUUACACCGGUCUGGCAGAAACGCGAGUCUUCACGCAACAGUUGGAUGGAAAUCAUGCGAAACUUCUUUCGGUCUGAGUCGGGUUCUAGCCAAGCAAAACAACCCAGAGCUGAUAGCAUUGCGAUUCAAAUUCAACCCGCCGUCCCAAAUUCGCUCGCGUCCCCCAACAACCACACCAUCAUCAGCACCCACUCACCAGUUGAGCAAGAGCAACAACCAUCCCCAUUUGGACUUGACGGAACCAUUGACCUCACACCAUUCGCAUCAAGCGCCAUCAUGGACUACAACAAGCCUCUGCCGCUGAGUCCUGGCGAAAUUGUUCAGUCUCUCUCAACUCACGCGAGCCUGACACAUUUCCGCCAACCAGAACUUGCAAACUCCAAGAACACUGUUGCCUCUGCGGAUUUCAAGCCAGACUGUCAAGCUCCGACUGCUCAUCGUAUCAAGCGAAAAGAUGUGCCUGUCAAACAUCAGCUCUCUCCCGUCCGCGAACACCAAGACAAGUUUGGCGCACACGCAGCUGAGCCUCAAAAGAUAGAACAACCACCACUCUCGGCGAUCACGUACUCUAGCAUUGCUAAUAUGAAUCCAUUUGUGGACAAUCCAUCCACUGAAACUCCUGUCACUCUUCCUGCUGUCUCUGCACCCGAACCUCUCUUUGCCGUCCGUGGACAAAUACCAGAUCAUCUUCGUGGCUUUCCACCCACCGUCCCUGAAGACAUUUCCUUCUCCAUCCGCCAACAGUUUCCCAACUUCUGUUUGCCUCCACCUCCACCCGAGCGACCUCAGCGCCAGACGUCCAAGUCACGCCUAUUGACCCCAAUCAAGAACCUGAUCAACAAGGGCAGUGACUGUGAGGAGGUGAAUUAUGGUACACCCACACGAGUUCUAGGAUCGGAGAAGCAAAAACGCAAGUCCAGCCUGCAGAGAUUUGGAGACUUCUUGAAACAUCCCUUUGUGUCACAACCACCUACCGAGGCAGAUAAAGUGGAAGAGUGGAUGAAGGAAAGUGCCGCAGCCAUUGCGCCUCGCACUCUCGUGUCUCUCGAUCCCGCGACCCAAGCCCGCGUUCUGGGAGACAUGGAACUCCUCCUGGUCACCGCCACCAACAACUUCCUGGUCCACGAGGCCAACGCUGCGCGUCUCAACCCGGAAAUUGUCAUGCGCUUCAGCAACGAGUGGAGAGCCCGCGGUCUGCGCCCUGUGGUCGAGUUCCUCUACGACUGCCGCGCCCAGUAUCACCUCGUACUGGCCAACAUGCACACAGUCCGAUUCUCAACCACCUGCGAAGAGUCGUUUUACCUGCGCGACUCGUGCAUGGAGGUCUGGUCGACCAUCCUGGUCGACGUGGCCGUCCACGCCUUCUGCCUCCCCGACGACAUCGUCGUCAAGCACCUCUACGCCCUCCCCCAGGUGUUGAGGAUGCUGCGGGCACCCGAGUCCGCCCUCGCGGCCGUCCGAGGCCUUCAACUGAAGACCUCGGCCAAGAUCACCGAGCGCAAGGCGGUGGGCUGCGCGCGAAGGGCGGCUCGGGGCCCCUUUGCCAUCCGCGUGCCCCAGUACGGGGACGGGAUGUUUCACCGGCGCGACAUCAGCGUCGAGUCAGAGGAGGACAUGUUUGGGGGGUUCGAGGCCGUCGUGGCCAACAUGCCGGCGCCUGCGUCGCUUGUUGCCGCGCUGGACGGUCCCGGCCCGACCGUUCGCAAGGACGAUCGGGUCGGCGUCCUCUAG
Molecule: messenger RNA, 3090 nt
Organism: Fonsecaea nubica
Lineage: Eukaryota; Fungi; Ascomycota; Eurotiomycetes; Chaetothyriales; Herpotrichiellaceae
Exons: 4
Coding region: 1-3090 (1029 amino acids)
Source: RefSeq, a predicted model, not a curated record